Melopsittacus undulatus (budgerigar) is the source of this 1157-nucleotide messenger RNA. RefSeq names its product small nuclear ribonucleoprotein D2 polypeptide (gene SNRPD2). Bases 95 to 451 code for a protein of 118 amino acids. The record is from RefSeq and is a predicted model, not a curated record. Lineage: Eukaryota; Metazoa; Chordata; Aves; Psittaciformes; Psittaculidae. Gene Ontology annotation, biological process: RNA splicing; spliceosomal snRNP assembly. Gene Ontology annotation, molecular function: RNA binding. Gene Ontology annotation, cellular component: catalytic step 2 spliceosome; U4/U6 x U5 tri-snRNP complex; U1 snRNP. The transcript has 3 exons.
AUUGGGCCGCUCCCCGGGGGGGGGAUGGUUCCGGUUCCUGUCGGUCCUGACCCGGAAGUGACUCGUGAGGGCGGUGAGCAGGAGCGGAGCCACCAUGAGCCUGCUGAACAAGCCCAAGAGUGAGAUGACCCCCGAGGAGCUGCAGAAGCGCGAGGAGGAGGAGUUCACCACGGGGCCUCUCUCGGUGCUCACACAGUCAGUCAAGAACAACACUCAGGUGCUCAUCAACUGCCGCAACAACAAGAAGCUGCUGGGGCGAGUCAAGGCCUUCGACAGGCACUGCAAUAUGGUCCUGGAGAACGUGAAGGAAAUGUGGACCGAGAUUCCCAAAAGUGGGAAGGGGAAGAAGAAAUCCAAGCCCGUGAACAAGGAUCGCUACAUAUCCAAGAUGUUCCUGCGCGGAGACUCCGUCAUCGUGGUCCUGCGCAACCCCCUCAUAGCCGGGAAGUAGGGAUGGGCAUGGAGGAAUCCUCAUGGAUCGGCUGGGAUCCCUCGGGAUUGGAUGGACCCCCCCCCCCCCCCCCCGUCAGAUUGCAAGGAACCGGAUAGGAUUCAAUGGAAUCCACGUUGGGAUGGGAUGAACCCCUAUGGAUUCCUUGGGAUCCCCUUUGGGAUGGGAUGAAUCCCACUGGAUUCCUUGGGAUCCCCCUUGGAAUGGGAUGAACCCCAUUGGAUUCCUUGGGAUCCCCUUUGGAAUGGGUUGAACCCCACUGGAUCCCUUAGGAUCCCCCUUGGGAUGGGAUGAACCCCUCUGGAUUCCUUGGGAUCCCCUUUGGGAUGGGGUGAACCCCUCUGGAUUCCUUGGAAUUGGAUGAAUCCCUCUGGAUUCCUUGGGAUCCCCUUUGGAAUAGGAUAAACCCCUCUGGAUUCCUUGGGAUCCCCUUUAGAAUGGGAUGAACCCCUCCAGAUUCCUUAGGAUCCCCUUUGGGAUGGGCUGAACCCUUCUGGAUUCCUUGGGAUUCCAUUGGGAUGGGAUGAACCCCUUUGGAUUCCUUGGAAACCCCAUUGGAAUGGGUUGAACUCCCCUGGAUUCAUUGGGAUCCCCUUGGAAUGGGUUGAACCCCUCUGGAUUCCAUGGUACCCCCCCUUGUGCCCCCCCAGGGGGUAUUGGGGAGCUCCUGUGUGUGCGCAUGGGCAAUAAAGCCGGUUCCUCCCUC